CCUACACUUCCAGGAAGAGCAGCUGAGCUCCAGUCGGUGUGUGAUUCAGUGAAGUUCCUGAAGUGAGGAAGAGUUUCUGCUCCACGUCAGAACAACAUGCAGAGCGUGGGCUCCUCCCCGGGGGGCCGGGUGCUGUCGGAGGAGCAGUUCAGCUGCUCCAUCUGUCUGGAGGUGUUCGUGGAGCCCGUGUCCACGCCCUGCGGACACAGCUUCUGUAAGGCCUGUCUGCAGGGCUACUGGACCCACAGCAAGAAGUUCUGCUGCCCCAUGUGCAAGAAGACCUACAGCAGGAGGCCGGAGAUGAGCGUCAACCGGGUGCUGGCCGAGAUCUCCUCCCAGUUCCAGGGGCUGAUGAUGGAGGGAGCGGCCGCCUCGCGGGGCUCCACGCUCAGUCUGGGCCCGGACCCUCAGGGGCCCGACACCGGGGACUUCGCCCGGCCGGGGGAGGUUCCCUGUGACGCCUGCAUCGGCAGGAAGCUCAAGGCUCUGAAGUCGUGCGUGAACUGCCCCGGGUCGUUCUGCGAGACUCACCUGCGGCAGCACAGGAAGGUGAAGUCUUUGAUUUCCCACCGACUGAUCGAACCCACGUUCCACCUGGAGGAGAAGAUCUGUAAGAAGCACGAGCGUCUGCUGGAGGUUUACUGCCGCAGCGACCACGUGUGCGUGUGCACGUCCUGCGCCGAGGCCUCGCACAAGUCCCACGACAUCGUCUCCACCGACCACGAGUGGAAGAAGAAAGUGACGAAUCUGGGGAAGAGGAGGUCGGAGCUGAAACACCUGAUCAAGGAAAGAGCCAAGAAGCUGGAGGAGAUCAAACAAUCCAUCAAGGUGAUCAAGGCCAGCGCGCAGCGGGAGCUGGAGGAGAGCUGGCAGGUGUACGCGGAGCUGCAGCGGCUGGUGGAGCACAGUCAGGCGGAGCUGGUGGAGCUGAUCGCCACGCGGCAGCGCGAGGCGGAGCGCCACGCCCAGGAGCUCGCCCGCGGUCUGGAGAACGAGCUGAGUCAGCUGAGGAGGCGGAGCAACGAGCUGGAGGCCCACGCCCAGACGCGGGACAAAGUGAUCUUCCUGCAGAACCUGGCCACGCUGCCGCCGCCGCCCGAGCCCGCCGAUUGGUCGGCGGUCAGCAUCAACACCGACCUCUACCUGGGAACCGUCCGCACGUCCGUCAGCGGCCUCGUAGACAAGUUCCAGGAGGAGCUGAAGAGACUGUACGGGAAAGAACUCCGGAAGCUGCAGAACUAUUCCAGUGAGGUGAUUCUGGACCCGGCCACGGCCCAGAGGAACCUGGUCGUGUCCGACGACGGGCGCCAGGUGAAGUACGAGGAGCGUAAGACCUCCCACUCCGAGGGUCCGAAGCGCUUCAGCCCCGCCCUCUUCGUCCUGGGCCGCGAGGGCCUGAGCUCCGGGCGACACUACUGGGAGGUGGACGUGGGGCGGAAGACGGCCUGGACGCUGGGCGUGACCCGCGCCUCGGCCCGCCGCAAGGGCGAGAUCAAGCUGAGUCCGGAGGGGGGGUACUGGUGCCUGUGGCUGAAGAACGGGGAGGUGAAGGCCCUGGCGGCGUCCCGCCUGCCCCUCGCGCUGCCGGCACAACCGGCCAAAGUGGGAAUCUUCCUGGAUUACGACGGAGGCCGGAUCUCGUUCUACGACGUGAAGUCGCGUCUGCAUCUCUACACGUUCGCCGAUUCGUUCGGCGAGAGUCUGUUUCCGAUCUUCAGCCCCUGUCUCGUCCAGGAGGGAAAGAACGCUUGGCCUCUCACCAUCGCCCCCGUGAAACACACCUGAGACGACGACGCCACGCGGCCGCAGCCAAACACACCAAAUCCUUCUGUUCGUUGAACAAAAAGAAGAAGAUCACGAGUGGAUCGCCGUAGAGGUCGUGACCCCGGUUCACGAGUUAGUCGUGUCGUUUCCUUUAAACUGUCAAUAGACUUUACAGAUGUUUCAUGUGCACUGUAUAUACUGUACAACCAUGAAAACAAUAUAUUACUGUAUUUUUAUAUGAAGUGCUUUCUGCUUUCUUUGAAUUUGUUCAAUAAAGAUGAUCAGGCAGAGUUUCUUCUCUCUUCAACA
This is a messenger RNA of Scophthalmus maximus (turbot), 2073 nucleotides long. Its product is annotated as E3 ubiquitin-protein ligase TRIM39. The transcript has 8 exons. The coding region runs from base 97 to 1785 and encodes 562 amino acids. Lineage: Eukaryota; Metazoa; Chordata; Actinopteri; Pleuronectiformes; Scophthalmidae. The record is from RefSeq and is a predicted model, not a curated record. Gene Ontology annotation, molecular function: protein binding; zinc ion binding.